UCAGCCUGCACUCGUCAACAACCGUCAUGGCUCUCCAGGUCGCUCUGUUCGCCGCCUUUGUCGCCGCCGCCAGCGCCGGGUACGUCCCCGUGUACGCCCCCGCCCCCGCACCGGUCUACCACGCCCCCGCCCCCGUCUACAAGGUCGCCGCCCCCGUCUACCACGCUCCUGCCCCCGUCUACCACGCACCCGUCGCCUACGCACACCCAGCACCCGCUCCCGAGCCCUACGACCCUCACCCUAAGUACGCCUUCGAAUACGGCGUCCACGACCCUCACACCGGGGACGUCAAGAGCCAGAAGGAGGAGCGCGACGGAGACGUCGUCCAUGGAUCCUACAGCCUGGUUGAAGCCGACGGUUCCAAGCGUGUCGUCCACUACACCGCUGACCCCCACAACGGGUUCAACGCCGUCGUCUCCAAGGAACCCCUCGCACACCCUGCCCCCGCCCCGGUGGUUAAAUACGCCCCUGUAGCACCCGCCUACCCUGCUUACCAUUAGAAUCAACCCACCUAGUACAACAAAUUGCCAACUCAAACUACCUGUAGUAAAUGUUAUUUUGUAAAUAAAUUAUACUUAAUAGUGUA
Molecule: messenger RNA, 586 nt
Organism: Macrosteles quadrilineatus (aster leafhopper)
Lineage: Eukaryota; Metazoa; Arthropoda; Insecta; Hemiptera; Cicadellidae
Product: cuticle protein 7-like
Exons: 2
Coding region: 27-500 (157 amino acids)
Cellular component (GO): extracellular matrix
Source: RefSeq, a predicted model, not a curated record